AUGGCUAGAUAUACAGAACUUGUUCCUUGCUAUCACUUUCACGCCGUUUUCUCCCGCUGGGCUGGUUCCUUCUGGGCGUUAUAUACCCAUCCAUCACACACCAGGAGUCAGUUCAGAGCCUGCAGUGAUCUUGCCAUGAAAACCCUAAUAUUCGCAUUAGUGGCAGCGGCAUUAGCUACAGCCCAACAGCUCCAACAAAGAAGCAGCAGGGAAAAUGAUCUGAAGCUCGCUCAGACAGGCCAAAUCCUGCAAAGAAGUUACUUCAUUCCAAGCUCUUUGAGAGAUAGUGAUCCUUCAAAUCCCAACAGUGAUGGCAGUUCCCUUUUCGGUUCUUCAGAAUCAAUUCAAAAUAGGUUCAGAACAGGCGUGGUAAAUGAAGCUCUAAGACAACUUGAUUUCCAGUCCGGCUUAGGUGCCAUCAACAGAAAUGGAGGCAGUGCGAAGCUCAGUGUGUCCAUGAGUAGUACUGAAUCCCAUUCUGAAAAAUCAGAUGGAACGGAGUCUCAAAAUGGCUCUCUUGAAGUUAUCUCUUCUCAGUUACUUAAUCAAGGAUUCCGCUCUCCUUUAUUCAGAACAAAUCAAAUCCAUGCCAACUUACCAGAUAACACCGGAAUAGAAUCAGGUACAUCAGUCAGUCUGACAGGCAACAAUGAAUUUCUGCCUAGUUCUUCAGAUGCUAGUGGGUUCCAUCCUGAAUCUACAUCUAAUGGUGGACUCCAGUAUAGCUCAAGAGAUAGCAGUGGUUUUCAGCCUAUUUCUCCAACUGGUAGCGGGGUUCUCGAAGGAGUAAUAAGCAGCAGUGCACUUCAGACAGAAUCAAGCAACUUUGGAUUACCAUCUGGUUCAACAGACAGCUCUCAGAUUCAUGGCAGUGAAUCAGGAUCUGGUCUCAGAUAUAGUGAUGAAGUUCAGCUUUAUUCAGUGCAAAAUGUUCCCUUUGAUAUCAGUUCAACGGGUCUCCAAUCUACACCCUUAAUUAUCAAUGAAUUCAAUUUGGGGCCUUCACGUGGUAGUGUACUCCAGCCAGGCUCACCCAGUGGUAAUGAAUUUCAGUCUGAUUCCUCAAGAGGCAAUGGAUUACAGUCUGGUUCUCCAACUAGCAGUGGCCUUCAGUUUGAACCCUCUGUAAGUAAUGGAUUCCAGUCUGGUUCACAAGAUGAGAGAACCUCUAGGUUUGAUCUAUCACUAGGCACAGGAUUUUCACUUAGCUCUCCAGGUGGCAAUAGAGUACAGUCUGGUACACCAAGUGACAAUAACUCCCGUCCUGGAUCUCUAGCUGAGAAUGAAUUCCACACUACUCAAACAAGUGACAGAGGAAGCCAGACUAUUUCAUUAACCAAUGGAUUUCAAGGUACUGGAGUCUUACCUGGCUCCUUAAGUGGAGUACAACACCUUUCUGGUUUAACAGCGCCUACAAGCAGCAAUAUCCACCCGGGCGAAAGUGGAUUUUAUUUUGCUCCUGUUAGAAACACCGAGACUCAAUCUAUUCCUGCUUCCAAUCCAACAAGCAGUGGUGUGAUGCAUUUCAGGCCAAAAGCCAGUACUGGAUUGCAACCUGAUUCACAAGCUGACAAAGUAUUCUACUCUGAAACUCCAAGUGAUGACAAGAUCCUUCCCAGUUCAGGCAGUGGCAACAGACUUCAACCAGUUUCAUCUAAUGGACCUCUGCCUACUUCAGGAUUACCCAUUAGUGGAGGAUUUCCUAUUGGUUCUGGCUUUGAACCAGCUUCUGGAAGCAGCGGGGGUCAGUUUGGUUUAGAUAGCACCAGAUUUCAGUCAGGUUCAUCAGGUAACGGUAGAUUUCAGCUUGCUCUGACAGGUAACAGACCUUCUCAUUCAGGUAACAAGGUAUUCCAGCCUGAUUCCAGCAUCAGUGGAAUCCUGUCUGGUCUGACAAGAGGAAGAACUGGAUCAGAACCUAAUCCAAACAAUCAAUUACAGUCAGAUUCAGUGAGGAGUAGAUUCCAUUCUAUUUCCAGUGGCAGUGAAUUCCAGUCUGGACUGGACAGCAGCAGGUUGUCAGAUACAACAGCUCAGUUUGGUUCAGGCAGCAGUAAAACACAGUUUGGCUCUGAUUCAGGGAACAGUGCGCCUCAGCAUGCUUCUAGAAGCAACAUACUCCAGAACGGCGAGGGCAACAGUAGACUGCAACCAGACUCAAGUGGUACUGGAUUAGACUCUGGUACAAGCAGCAAUACAUUGCAAACUGAUGUAAGGAGCAAUAGUUUCCAAUCAGGUUCAAGGAACAGUGGAAUCCAGUCUGGUUUGAGCAGUAAAGUCCAGUCUGGCUCAGACAGCAUUAGGUUCCAACCUGGUUUAGGUAAUGUAGGAAUCCAGGCUAACACAGGCAGCAAUAGAUUACAGACUGGUUCAAUCAGAAAUAAUCUUCAAUUAGCUUCAAACAACGGUGGUGUCCGAGCUGGAUCAGGCAGCAUUGGUGUGCAGCCUAUAUCUGGUAACAGUAACUUACAAACUAGUUCAGUCAGCAGAUUCCAAUCUGAUACAGGGAUCAGUGAAAUACAGGUUAAUUUAGGAAAUGGCAAAUUCCAGUCAAGUUCUGGCACUAAUGCAUUUCAAGCUGGUUCAGGCAGUAGAUUAGGAGCUGGUCUGGGUAGUAGUAUGCAGGCUGAUCAAAUUGAGUUGCAGGUUGGUCCAGGUGACAGACCGCAGCCUAGUUCUUCAAGUAGCAGUGGGUUUCAGCCAAUAUCAAGCCGUAACAAAGUUCAUUCAAGUUCAAGUGGCACAAGAGUCCAAGUUGGGCCAGGCAGAUUACAAGCUGAUUCUGGUAGCAGUAGGUUACAGACUGGAUUAGGAAGCAGUAGGUUACAAGCUGGUUCUAGCAACAGUAACAUACAAGCUGGGGUAGAAAGCAGCAAAAUAAAGACUAGUUCAGGCAGCAGUAGGUUCCAAUCUGGUUCAAAUAGCAAUAACUUACAGGGUGGUUUAGGAAGCAAUAGGCAACAGACUGGGUCAAGUGGCAGUAGAUUACAGGCUGGGUCAAGUGGCAGUAGAUUACAGUCUGGGUUCAGAAACAGCAGAUUAGAGUCUGGAUUAAGAAGUAGCAGUUUACAGUCUGGAUUAGGAAGUGCCAGUUUACAGUCUGGAUUUGGAAACAGUAGAUCACAGGCUAAUUUAGGAAACAGUAGAUCACAGGCAAGUUUAGGAAACAGUAGGAUACAGACUAGUUCAGGAAGCAGCAGGUUACAGGCUGGUUUGGGAAGCAGCAGAUUACAGGCUGGUUCAGGAAGCAGUAGUUCACAGGCUGGUUCAGGAAGCAAUAGGCCACAACCUAGUUCAGGAACCAGUAGGGCACAGGCUGGUUCAGUAAGCAAUAGGCCACAACCUAGUUCAGGAACCAGUAGGGCACAGGCUGGUUCAGGAAGCAAUAAGUUACGGGCUGAAUUAGGAAGCAAUAGAUUCCAAUCUAGUCUAGGUAGCACAAAAGUCCAGGCUGGAACAGGUAUUAGUAGAUUCCAACUGAAUUUAGGCAACAGUAGAUUCCAAACAGAAACAAGAACAGGGUUUAUACCAAAUUCAAGAAGCAGUUUCCAAUCAGAUUCGAGAAGAAAUGGAUUCAAGUCUAGCAGCAGCUUUCCAUUCGGUUCAAGAGGUGGCGCUCAGUUUGGUUCGGGCAGCAGAGGAUUUCAGUCUGCUUCAAGCGGCAGUAGUCUUCAGUCUAGUUCAGGUAGUAAUCAGUUCAAGACAGGUGCCGUAAAUGGAUUCCAGUCUGGUUCUUCCGACUCAAGUGGGGUAACUGCUGAGCCCCUGAACCUUCCAGCUGAAGCAUCUAAAUUGCUUGGGAAGAUCUCGACCUCCUUUACCUGUCAAGGCCGUCCUUAUGGAUACUAUGCUGAUCAAGAGAACUCAUGUCGAAUUUACCACGUCUGUUAUCCUGCCCUCUUCGCUAAUGGUGCUACUGAGACCUCCCAGUACAGCUUCCUAUGUAGCGAGGGAUCAGUGUUCGACCAGAAGACACUCGCAUGUGUUGCAGAGACAGAUGCCAUUCCCUGCCAGGAAUCUUCUAGCUACUUCUUCACUAAUGAACAGUUCGGGAUCCCUGCUGAUAGGAGAGCCUGAUGGAAAGACUUUAGAAGCAUCUGUUCCAUGAGAAGCAUUGUUGUUGAUUUAAUUUGUUCCUGUAUAGCUAUAUAAUAGUA
This is a messenger RNA of Penaeus chinensis, 4157 nucleotides long. RefSeq names its product hornerin-like. Gene Ontology annotation, cellular component: extracellular region. Lineage: Eukaryota; Metazoa; Arthropoda; Malacostraca; Decapoda; Penaeidae. Gene Ontology annotation, molecular function: chitin binding. The transcript is spliced from 4 exons. The record is from RefSeq and is a predicted model, not a curated record. The coding region runs from base 1 to 4077 and encodes 1358 amino acids.